This is a messenger RNA of Cheilinus undulatus (humphead wrasse), 1533 nucleotides long. Its product is annotated as overexpressed in colon carcinoma 1 protein homolog. Bases 180 to 440 code for a protein of 86 amino acids. The transcript is spliced from 6 exons. The record is from RefSeq and is a predicted model, not a curated record. NCBI's taxonomy places the organism in Eukaryota, Metazoa, Chordata, Actinopteri, Labriformes, Labridae.
UCCUUCCUCCAUGCUGAGAGCUACAGACACAAAGAAGAGAGGGGGGAAAGAAAAGGAAAUACAGAAAAGGAGACACGAUUUUUGCCAUUCCUCUCAACCUGAGACUCUUCACUCUUAAUACUCUCCUUCCUCGCUUCUUCUCUCCUCAUCCUUUAAGGUUUUAAAAAGUCAGAUGAGAGAUGGGAUGUGGGAAUUCUUCUCCAGCCAACAACACCAACAAAAGCAGCGGCGGCGGCAGCACUGCAGGUCCUGCUGAGUCUUCAUCAAAGGGAUCAGAAGAGUCUGCUCCAGAAGAUGAAAAAUGGAAGAACUAUGGAGGUGUGUAUGUGGGAUUUCCUACAGAUAUGAGCAACAUCCCUCAAGUUCAGAUAGGAUCACUGAGAGAGAGUGAGAAAGGUUCGUCAUCCCUCGGGAGGCCGUUGUGGGGGAACGGACUCUAAUUCUAAUGAAGAGCCAGGUGCUACAAAGAAACCUUACGACAGCAGGAGUCUGUUGUGCAUGGAGAAGAAGAAGAAACCCUCCGGAUGCAAGUCUGAAUGGGGACCAGUGCUGCAGCAGUGACCUUCUGCAUGGACUCAAAUGGGACUGUGGAGUCUGAUAAACCUGACUGUUAUGGAGGCAGAUGUCAGCCCAGACUCUUGGCCUUAUAAACUGACAGAUUGCUUAUAAAAGGAUGAAGAGUCCUCUGGAUGCACCUCAUGAUGAGGGUUUUAGGAGGCUGCUAAAUGAAGUGGCAGCUGCAGGUGAAACUCUAACAGCUUAUGAACAUGAAAUGGAAACUGAGAGGUGGAAGAUGUGCCGUACCUUGUCGAAUUUGUUUCUGAAGUCAGAUGCAUAAGACUGGCUGUGUAAUGUAUUUAAGGUCUUAAAAGGGUAAAUAUCAUUGAGACAAAGGUAAUAGUUAUUGAAGGAUCUGAAUCAGCCAAUCACAUGGCAGCAACCAAUGCAUUUCAGUCUACAAAUUUCUCUAAGAGACAAAAAAGCUAAUGAAUUGAUCACUCUAGCAAAAUAAAGUACUGAGCAGAACUUUUAGGCAUGUUUGGGACAAAAAUUGAGGCUGUAGAUGUGGCAGGUAAGCCAACUGAGGCCACUAUCGGGUGAGAAGAAUUGAUGCAACCCCAGCUGUGCUCUGGAAGUAAACACCACCUCAGGUACUGUCCAGGCGCAACUCGAGCCUUGUGGUGAAUCCUUAGUGCUCUGCAUGCCUAAAACUUGUGCACAAGACUGCAUAAUAACACAUUAACAUCUAAUCAGCCAAUCAAAUUGCAGUGAGCAACACAUUUAGACAUGGUCAAGAUAAUCUGAGCUUCAGAAUGGGUAAAAAAUGCCUAAACGCAUCUGUUGCCUGUGUCUGUUGUUAAAGAUGGAUGUCUCUAAGGGCUUCAGGCUGAGUGAGGAGUCAUCACUGUGACUGAACAGCCAUAACACGUCUAAAGAUUAAUUCAAUGUUUCUGAAGCAGGCGACAGACAUUUUGAUAUAACUAAAUAGACUUUUAUGAGAAGUGCUUUGAGGUAUAAAAGUAAUAAAGGAUG